CAAAUGCCCAAAACACAAUGCGCGCUCCGUGCGACUCGCUCCGCGCUCCACAGAGCACACGCAUGCGACGCAGCGCGGCCACCGUCCCCGCGCGAGCGCCCACGGAUCACCGUGACGUCGUCAGAAACCCAGGCCUCCCUGGCCGCAGAAGCGCGCCUCACCCCGGGGAAAUAUGAUAUGUUAUCCCCUCGCGGCGGCCGGCCCCACGACGCCCCCUCGUGGCCUCGUCCUUCCCGUCACCGUGUCACAUGGACGACGCCGGCUCGUGCGGCCGCGUGCUCGAGUGGGAGCUCGGCCUCCCCGCGGCCGCCGAGCUGACGCCGGUCUCGCACCCGCUCAUCCCGCCGGCGCUCGCCGCCGCGUUCCACAUCAACAUCGCGGGCGCCUGCCCCUCCUCGUUUGACUCGCCCCUUGCGCACGACUCCCCCACCUCCCACCUGUCCUUCCGCUGCGACGAGGACGAGGACGAGGAGGGAGAUGGGGAGAUCGAGGACGCUGCCUCCGGAGGAGGGGUGUGCCGAGGGAGGAGCGUCGGGAAGAAGGCGAGGAUGGUGUGGACGCCGGAGCUGCACCACCGGUUCGUCGAGGCGGUGGCGCGCCUCGGCGAUAAGGGCGCCGUGCCCAAGGCCAUCGUGCGGCUCAUGAACGUCGAGGGCCUCACCCGCGAGAACGUCGCCAGUCACCUCCAGAAGUAUCGCCUCUACCUCAAGCGGACGCACAACCCCACCACGCCACCGCCGUCGUCUCCUCCGUCCCUGCCGCCGGCAUACGGCUCCCCCCUUCAGCCCCCAGACGCCUCCCGACACCCCGAACCGGAUCGGUUACUGCGCGUUCCUCUCCCGCGACUAAGCAAUGAUCCACCGUGGCUGAACCAAAAGCGUAUCAGUUAGAUGGCAAAAUUUAGUAGUACCAAUUUUCAGUAAACCUCGUGGUGGGCAGACACUGGAAACAACUUUAUGUCCACACCACACCUUGUCCCAAGGAGCAAAUGAGUUAUUUAAGUUCAUUUAGGGAAAUUGUGCUACCUCUAUAGAAGAUAAUCCUGAUUUUGUUUAUUUGAAGUUUGAGUUUUUGGAUCUAUUUGUGGUACAAAGGUUCAAGUAUUCCGGUUUCUCGCCAAAAACAGUUUGUUUGUCUGACUUUAUUAAUUUUCAGGAUGCUGGAAAUUUUCCUGUUGAAGAUUUAUGGUUGGGGUACACAUUAGAAGUAUUUCUGCCGUCUAUAGAAUAAUAGAAGUAGCUCAGUAUCGUUUCAUGUUUGACGGCUGAUCAAUUUGUUGUUCAAAUAAAUUUGUCAUUUUGUUGAGGGAUUAUGCUUUUUCCAAGAGGUGCCAUCUUUUGUGGUGCUCUAGUGUGCUGUGAUCUACCAUUGAUGCUUUAUGGGACUAUCAAUUCUUGGCUGAAGAAUUGUUUCCUUUUUACAUUAUCUGUACUAUGUCCAUAGGAUCAACAUGUGUAAACCCUUUUAAUCUAGCAAUGACCCUCACACUCA
Phragmites australis (common reed) is the source of this 1491-nucleotide messenger RNA. RefSeq names its product transcription factor PCL1-like. NCBI's taxonomy places the organism in Eukaryota, Viridiplantae, Streptophyta, Magnoliopsida, Poales, Poaceae. The transcript is spliced from 2 exons. The record is from RefSeq and is a predicted model, not a curated record. Gene Ontology annotation, cellular component: nucleus. Bases 249 to 890 code for a protein of 213 amino acids. Gene Ontology annotation, molecular function: DNA binding; DNA-binding transcription factor activity. Gene Ontology annotation, biological process: regulation of DNA-templated transcription.